AUGGCCUCCUCGGGCGAUCAGUCGGGUCCUGCAGGGUCUGCGGCGGCGAAGGGGUCCAAGCUGCGGUACCCGCUGCGCUCGGCGGGCCGGGGCAAGCUGGAGCCGCCGCCAGCGGCGGCGGAUGCUCCUCCUAGCGGUCCUGCUUCGCGAAGGGCCAAACCAUCUUCAUAUGUCACCAAGAGCUGUGCUCUCGAUCUUUCUGCCGUGAAGGAUAAAUCAGCCAAACCUCCCCGGAGGCACUCAAUACCAACAAAGCCAGGUGUUAGUCCAAGGCCUACUCCUACUGGAACUAUUACUCCAGUGUCAGGGGUUCGCUCGAGGAGGGCAGACAGCCUUGGGAGGUUGGAUACCCCAACAUCUGAAGCAUCCAUGUCUACAGCAAGGCGCAAGUUCAGUACACUCUCCUCGGUCUCAUAUUGGAUGACACAGAUUAGGCUUGCAGAGGCUGCUUCGAAGCACUCUAUCUCUCUGGGCUUCUUCAAGCUUGCCCUUGAGUCAGAAUGCGAGCCUCUGGAUAGGAUGAGAGAAGAACUCAAGACUUAUGUGGCCCGGCAUGGCCUUGCAACAGAAUUGGAGGAGCCGGUGAAGGAGGUUCUUCAGGUUUAUGAUAUCGUGGAAGAUUUUGAGAAGCUAAAGAUCUCUCUGGACUCCUCGCAGGAGCCAAAAAAGUCUGACAAGGUUGCUCUUAGUGCUGCCAAUGUGACUCCAAAGGGUAAUCUGAAACCCAGGUCUCUGAACUCUGUUGCAACUCAGAGUAAAGAUGGCAAAAAAGAGAACAGUCAGAAGGAGAAGCCUGAUGCCAAGAUCAGAGGUUCCUAUAACCGGAAUCCAGCCAAAAAUGCUCCUGCAAAAGAAGCUGCCAAAAAUACCAUAAAGAAAACCAAGAAGCAGGCUAAGGAGCAGCAAGAGGAUUGCAAUGGAGGUAGUGAUGUUUCGCUGGUUGAUGCAGAUCAAGAAUCUGUUGAUGCGGUGAAGGAGAUCACAUAUGAAGAUAAGGAGAACAUGGGGGAUGCUGAGAUGGCAAUAGAUGCUGGCAACACCAUAGCCCAAGAAGUCUAG
This is a messenger RNA of Triticum turgidum subsp. durum (durum wheat), 1059 nucleotides long. Lineage: Eukaryota; Viridiplantae; Streptophyta; Magnoliopsida; Poales; Poaceae. The record is from the annotation of a GenBank genome assembly.